Messenger RNA from Aspergillus glaucus CBS 516.65, 519 nucleotides. RefSeq names its product ubiquitin-like protein ATG12. The transcript has 3 exons. The record is from RefSeq and is a predicted model, not a curated record. Bases 1 to 519 code for a protein of 172 amino acids. Gene Ontology annotation, biological process: C-terminal protein lipidation; nucleophagy; autophagosome assembly. Gene Ontology annotation, cellular component: Atg12-Atg5-Atg16 complex; cytoplasm; phagophore assembly site membrane. NCBI's taxonomy places the organism in Eukaryota, Fungi, Ascomycota, Eurotiomycetes, Eurotiales, Aspergillaceae.
AUGGACCCCUCCGCUCGUACCUCCCCAGCCUCAAACGCCAACCCGAGCACCUCCACACUAAGCCAUCGACCAGCCAGUCGACGCCAAACAGACUCACCCGAAAGCAGAACCAGCAGCAACAAUAACAAUACACCCAUCCCGGAUGAAGAACAUGGCGCCGAUAUGCCCAUGACCAUGUCCGCGUCCGUGGUGCUGACUAGUCUGCCGCGUGAUGCGCAUCAGGCGUUGGCGGAUGCGGAGAAUAUUGAUACGGGGAAGGUCACGGUUCGCUUCCAGCCUCUGCCGUCAGCGCCUAUUCUUAAGAAUCGGGUGUUUAAGAUUAGUGCUUCGCAGAAGUUCGAGACGGUUGUUAAGUUUUUGAGGAAGAAGUUGGACUGCAAAGAUACGGAUUCGGUGUUUUGUUAUGUUAACAGUGUUUUUGCGCCUGGGUUGGAUGAGGGUGUUGGUGGGUUAUGGAGGUGCUUCAAAACGGAUGAGCAGCUUAUUGUUGCAUAUUCAAUGACGCCUGCGUUCGGCUAA